AUGGCGGAACAACUACUGUAUGUCUCCAAUAAGUAUAUGGUUUGGGAAAUGAAGACUAUUUGCGAGAAUUUGCUAUACAUUCAAAUCAAUACUAAAAAUGCUUUGAAAAUACUGAAAAAAAUGGAUGAAUGCAAUAAUGAACGCCUGAAGACAAUGUGUAUUGAAUUCAUUAGAGAGAAUUGGAGUCAUAUUCUGGAGUCACAAUGGAUUAACUUCUUAGGCAAUGACCAGUCGCUCACCAAUUGUCUGGUCGCUGGUCUUAGGAAUGUACCCAAGCCUAAGGUGUCCAUGCGUUACAUGUUACACGUGUACGACAUGAGUGGUUGGCGGAGGGGGUUGAGGGGCGUUAGGGUUGACCACAUGCACUGUCGUCUCAUUUGGUUUGAGCAUAUUUUCACCGGUCUUCAGACACAUCCACACAAGGAAUGCAAUGCCUGCACAGCAAAGGCAUACCACGAGAAGACUGCCCAACAGAUACAGUAUAAUGAUAAAGGCGGCCCAGGCACCCACCCUGUUUACGUCCCCCUCGUCUAUUUGAGGUUUGGGGUCAUUAGAGUCGGGCCCUCCACUCACACACACCACUGA
Molecule: messenger RNA, 585 nt
Organism: Oppiella nova
Lineage: Eukaryota; Metazoa; Arthropoda; Arachnida; Sarcoptiformes; Oppiidae
Source: the annotation of a GenBank genome assembly